Oppia nitens is the source of this 1031-nucleotide messenger RNA. RefSeq names its product elongation of very long chain fatty acids protein 7-like. Gene Ontology annotation, biological process: very long-chain fatty acid biosynthetic process; fatty acid elongation, monounsaturated fatty acid; sphingolipid biosynthetic process. The record is from RefSeq and is a predicted model, not a curated record. Lineage: Eukaryota; Metazoa; Arthropoda; Arachnida; Sarcoptiformes; Oppiidae. The transcript is spliced from 3 exons. Gene Ontology annotation, cellular component: endoplasmic reticulum membrane. Bases 102 to 1031 code for a protein of 309 amino acids. Gene Ontology annotation, molecular function: fatty acid elongase activity.
UGUGUGUAAAACUGUUUGUGCCGUUAGUUUAGUAGUUAGUGGUAGUAGUAAUCUGUAUGAUAAUUAGUGGACAGUUAGCUUUAAUCACCUAAACAAAUCAAAUGGAUAAACAAAUCGACGACUAUCUGGUCAACCAGUUGGCCGUAGCGGUCGGCGGCCGCAACACUACAGCCUUCUAUUGGCUACACAAAUACUGGGACGAACCGUCCGACAGUCGUACCCGCGACUACUUUCUGGUACAUCCGUCCCUGAUAUCCAUGUCGUUGUUGAUGAUUGUCUAUAUGCUGAUGGUAACUGUGCUAAUACCGGCCUACAUGAGGAACCGUAAGCCAUACGGUUUGAAAGCAGCCGUCGUCGGCUACGAUAUACUAAUGGUGGCAAUCAAUGGUUACUUUUUUGUCCGUACACUACAAAUCUCACGAUUCGGUCUCGAGAUGUGGAACUUUCGCAAUACUAGAUCGGAUGUCACGCCUAAGGCCAUGGAGUUUAUCGAUACGGCCUACUUGUACUACCUGUCCAAACUGGUCGAUAUGGUCGAUACAUUUUUUAUGGCAUUCAAGAAAAAAAACAGUCACAUAUCGUUCCUUCAUGUCUGGCAUCAUAUCUCGUUGCCGUUUGCCGGCUGGCUGUUCAUGAAAUACAAUCCAUACAUGCCAACCAUAUCGAUCAUACCUAUAAUCAAUACAUUCAUACACGUAAUCAUGUACUCGUACUAUGCUAUGGCAGCCAUGGGACCCCAGUAUCAACGAUAUCUAUGGUGGAAACGUUAUAUAACCCAGAUCCAAUUGAUCCAGUUUGUCUGCGUAAUGCUAUGGUUUGUCGUAGUCUAUCAAAAACAAACGGAUCUACCCCUCGGCUAUAUGGCCUGUAAUUUCGGUAAUGCUGUUUUCCUGUAUGUAUUGUUUGCCGGUUUCUAUCGGAACGCCUAUAAGUCGGCGGCGGCGGCAGCGGCCGCGGCUAAGACUACAACAGCGAUCGGUACUAAACAACAAGUGGUCACCGAUUAUACCGAUAAGUUAAAGACACAAUAA